GGCAAAUCAGCAGGAUAAAACGAUUGAUGAACAACUCUCAGCACUCUUCAGGCUAAAGGGGAGUUUGCUGUGACUAGUGCUUAGUGUUGCAGCUGAAACGGAAAAGUAGAGAUGGCACCUAUUAAGAAGGGUGUCCUUGAACGCCUCAACGCUGGGGAGGUGGUGAUUGGUGAUGGAGGCUUUGUGUUUGCUCUGGAGAAGAGGGGAUAUGUGAAGGCUGGUCCAUGGACUCCUGAGGUCACUGUCACUCACCCUGAGGCUGUGCGACAGCUGCACAGGGAGUUCCUGAGGGCUGGAGCUAAUGUCAUGCAGGCAUAUACAUUCUAUGCCAGUGAUGACAAGCUGGAGAACAGGGGUCAGACACUGAAAAUCACUGGAGCACAAAUCAACGAGGCAGCCUGUGAUCUGGCAAAGCAAGUAGCCGGCGAAGGAGAUGCUCUGGCUGCCGCUGGAGUUUGUCAGACUCCAUCCUACUUGAGCUGCAAGAGCGAGACAGAUGUGAAGGCCGUCUUCAAGAAACAGUUAGAUGUGUUCGUGAAGAAGAAUGUGGACUUCCUGAUUGCUGAGUACUUUGAGCAUGUUGAGGAGGCCGUCUGGGCUGUGGAGGUGCUGAAGACCAGCGGGAAACCUGUAGCUGCUUCUAUGUGCAUCGGACCAGAGGGAGACAUGCACGGUGUUCCUGCUGGAGAGUGCGCCGUCAGGCUGGUGAAGGCUGGUGCCCAGAUUGUGGGAGUCAACUGCCACUUUGACCCCAUGACCUGCGUGAAGGCUGUGAAGCUGAUGAAGGAAGGAGUGGAGAAGGCUGGACUGAAGGCUCACUACAUGGUGCAGCCCUUGGCAUACCACGUUCCCGACUCCACCUAUCUUGGAUACACUGAACUGCCAGAAUUCCCCUUUGCCCUGGAGCCCAGGACCGUGACCCGCUGGGACGUGCACAAGUACGCCAGAGAGGCCUACAAAGCUGGCAUCCGCUUCAUUGGUGGCUGCUGUGGCUUUGAGCCUUAUCACAUCAGGGCUGUGGCCGAGGAGCUGGCUGCUGAGAGAGGCAUCAUGCCUGCUGGAUCUGAGAAACAUGGAAUGUGGGGUGCUGGUCUGGAGAUGCACACCAAACCUUGGGUCAGAGCCAGGUGUCGUCGUGAGUACUGGGAGAACCUCUUGCCCGCCUCUGGUCGCCCCAAGUGUGCGUCACUGUCCACACCUGAGUCUUGGGGUGUCACUAAGGGCCAUGCUGACCUGCUGCAGCACAAAGAGGCCACCACUACCCAGGAAAUGAAGCACGCACUGGAGAUGCAGAAGAAGGCCAAAUCCUCUGGAUGAGCAAGACAGAGCAAGAGAACCAGUGCACCUUUUCCCUUCUGUCAACAAGAAAGAGACAAGGGGGAAGAAGUCAAGUCUUUCCCGGUUCAGUCUGGAGAUAAAAAGCACUUGUAACAGCCAUGCUCCAAUUGUGGAGUGUCACAAUGUGAACCCUAACGACAAUAAACCUGAGUUGUCAACUAAA
Molecule: messenger RNA, 1501 nt
Organism: Amphiprion ocellaris (clown anemonefish)
Lineage: Eukaryota; Metazoa; Chordata; Actinopteri; Pomacentridae
Product: betaine--homocysteine S-methyltransferase 1-like
Exons: 8
Coding region: 112-1317 (401 amino acids)
Molecular function (GO): zinc ion binding; betaine-homocysteine S-methyltransferase activity
Source: RefSeq, a predicted model, not a curated record